AUGGUUGUCAUAAGGACCAAAUCAAAGAUCUCGGCGCCGAGAUCACUUGCUCAGCCAAUCACGUCAUUUUCAAUCCCGACAAAUAGUGCAGAAAUUGUCUUGGACGAGUACCUAUCCAACGGCGGGAUUGUGAUUACCUACGGCAUCCCGGAGAAGUUGCUAGCUACCAAUCCGGAAGACCACCAACCCUACGACAUGGCCAGGGUGCCCGUUUUUCAGGGUAAGAAGAGGCUAGGGUAUGUCCCGCUGCCGAUCAGGUACAUGGGCCUGUGGCUGGAGCUGUGCUACUAUAUCGUGUUAUAUACCGAGGUUUGGAAACUUUGGAAGCGUGAGGCUGAAAGGGGGACGAAGAAGCAGAAAGACAAGGCUACAAUUUGCAGACAGAACUGCGGGACGGUCCUCGUCACUCACAUUCAGGCAAGACUUCUGGUGGUGGAUCAAUUGGUGGGUCUGCAUUACCACAUAAAGCCUGCAGCAGAGCGCGUCAAGAUACUGGACGAAUGGAAGGUCCGGUCCCUCCGCGACUGGUUGAACAAGGACUUCGCAUUUGCCAAGGAAGAAGGACCAGAGUUCUUGCUAGCGGACCCCCUCAGUGCCGAGAACAAAGCAUUUUUCGAGCAGGACUGGGUGAUAGCCGAAGAGGGCCUCGAUCUGCUGACGCCCCCGGUAGACACGCAGCAGUGGAUCAAAGGUCUUCCCGAAAGCUUUAAAGAGACUUUUAACAAGAUCAUCAAGCCGCAGGCAUAUGGGGAAUUGAAGAACCCCAGCAAAUUCUUCGACACCUGGCAUGAGGAAGGGGCGGCGUUACCAGAACGCUGGCAUGAGGGGCAUGAAACUCGCCCAUACUUCUGGUCAAAGAAACAGUGGCAUUGGAUGGCCAAAGGAAAUAACUUUCGGAAGGACCCCUUUAGCUUUGUACAUUUUGUCCUGUCGUCAUCGCCAGCGUGUGAGGAAUUCCAUCACUUCUUGGCCGACUUGAAUUCAAUUUGCAACAUCCUAAUCUCGGAGCCUGACUGGGCGGAAGUGCAACAGGCGGCUAACGAUCUGUGGAUGGGGGAGAUGACCUGGAGGGACUUUGUGGAGAAGUUCCAGAAGAUGUGGGCGUUGGAAGGCAGUAUCAGCGGUCCUUGGCAGAAAAAGGGUAUAUUUUUCUCGCCCUUCACCUCUCUCAUACAAAUCAAUGAUGUUUGGCUUCAUUACAGACGACAAAAAUCCUUUCAACACCUUCGAAGCUCGAUUGCUCCUCGAGGGAUACCUGCGGCGGGGUAUGAAAUGCUGGAAGACGAUCAGGAUUGGGAAUGGGAUCUUCACGACCAGAUCCUGUGGCAAGGCCUGCGGAGAAGUAGCGAUAUGGAAGCAUACGGUGUGGGCUGGGAAUGGGUCGUGGACCAAGUUGUUUUGGCCAACACAACUGUCGAGGGCGUUUUAGACGAUGCUGGCCCUUGGUGGAUCGAUUUCAAACACAAAAGACACUGUGACCAAGCAGAGGGGCUCAUGGAUCGGGAUAUGGACGGCGAGGGAUCGCCUUCUAGUCAUUCCAGACAGGAUGGUGGUAAUAAGGCUACAAUUGGAGGGGAUGGUCGCACCAGGCACGGCACUCCUCCCCCUCCCCCCUCCUGCUCCUGCUCCUCCCCUUGCUCCUGCUCCUCCCCUUGCUCCUCCCCCUCCCCCUCCCCCUCCCCCUCCCCCUCCCCCUCCCCCUCCCCCUCCCCCUCCCCUCCCCCUCCCCCUCCCCCUCCCCCUCCCCCUCCCCCUCCCCCUCCCCCUCCCCCUCCCCCUUCCCCUUCCCCUUCCCCUUCCCCUCCCCACCCUCCGCUUGGCAAUGCAGCUGCAGAUCAGGCUCCCCAUGCCCCCCCCCAACAUGUCCCAGUUCCAGAGGGUGCCACUGCUGUGGCCGCUGUGGAAGGGGAGCAUGCUGUUCAGGGUAACACGACGGGAGGCAGUGCUACUACUGGGGCUCUCGAUUACGCUGGUCCCACGAUGAUUGUCGUCGAUGGCUUGGGUAGGUAUAUUCGGGGACAUGAGACCUUGGACGGGUAUGGAUUGUCCCUGAGGAAAGCCUACCCUGGCCCCGAGUAUGAGUCCGCCAUUGCAGGCUACCUGAAGGAUGUCAGCACCAUCUCCGUGGCGCAGCUGGAAGGCGGCGUCAUCAACGAAGAAUUCAAGGGGCCGGCCUUCCAACUGCCCCUCAAAGUGUUUGUUUCCCAGGUCAACACAAUUGCAGCUAGGUUAAUGGCUAAUGAGUGGCAGAAGGGCCUCCUGUGA
Molecule: messenger RNA, 2265 nt
Organism: Suillus paluster
Lineage: Eukaryota; Fungi; Basidiomycota; Agaricomycetes; Boletales; Suillaceae
Exons: 5
Coding region: 1-2265 (754 amino acids)
Source: RefSeq, a predicted model, not a curated record